This is a messenger RNA of Nematocida homosporus, 1758 nucleotides long. RefSeq lists its product as uncharacterized. Gene Ontology annotation, cellular component: spindle pole; centrosome; gamma-tubulin complex. Gene Ontology annotation, molecular function: gamma-tubulin binding; microtubule minus-end binding. The record is from RefSeq and is a predicted model, not a curated record. Bases 1 to 1758 code for a protein of 585 amino acids. Gene Ontology annotation, biological process: mitotic cell cycle; microtubule nucleation; cytoplasmic microtubule organization. The transcript has a single exon. Lineage: Eukaryota; Fungi; Microsporidia.
AUGCAGCCUACUCAUCUUCUAGAGCCAACUCAGGCUAUUGCCAAACUUAUUGACCUCUUAUUUGCUGAAAAGAAGACUCCUCUGAGUGUUAAACAGCGCCAAGACUUAUUAGAGUAUUUAUUGCCAUAUGCCCAGAUUUCUUCGGUUGUACCUUCAGAGAACGAAAUAAGAAGACUAGCUGGACACUUGCCUGAAUCCCGACAAGAAGAGAUCGACAAAUUACUACAAGGAAGUACUCCUGAGACCAGAAAGGCUCUUUACUUCCUUUUUAAGGCUAAAGAUAGAAUGCAGGUUCAAAAAAGACCGGAUGGAGGAGUGAUUGAUAGUGAAGAUAAUGCCCAUUUAGCAGCUAAAGGUGCCUGUAUUGGUGUUUACUUGUCUUGGUUUCGAGAUAUUGCUGAAGGAAAGUCUAGUCGGAUUCAAGCUAAGAUAGAUAAAGGUUUAUUUGAAAUCUGCUAUCUAAUCUACAAGUCUGGAGAGGCUUAUCUUUAUCUCUCCAAAAGCAUUACUCAAGAAGAAGAACCACGUACUAAAGCUUAUGCCAUAGUUAUAAAACAACACUUAGCCCAGUAUAGGAAAGAAAUCUAUGAAGUUCCUUCUAAAGACUUGUUUGACUUCUAUAUUCAGCACUCCUUACGUAUGAAACAUAUUGCCCGACUUUGUCACGUCUCACAAGAGUUCCUUUCUUUUGCCGAGGAGAGUGAUAGUUCUGGUUGUGUGCUGGAAUUAGUGGCUUCACUAAAGAAAUCACCUUGGACGGACGAACUCGCUACUGCUAUUUUAACUGAGUAUCGUAUGCCUCUUUCUGAGGCAAUAGUUCAAUGGAUUAGAAAUGGAGUAGUUAGUGGUACUUUUAUUCGUGAGAUUGGUGAAGGUGAGUAUCGGACUUCAGUCUUACUAGAAGAAGAGAUUCCAGAAGAUCUACCUUUAACUACGGCUAAAGAGAUAUUGUAUAUGGGUAAAACUAGUUCUUUAUUAGCAGUACUUAAUCCGGAGGAACAUAAGAGAGUUCUUAAUGACUUGAGUUUAUUAUCGGGUGGAAUAUUCAAUGUAGAAGGAGUGAGUCAGAUUUAUCAACGAUUUCAAAACCAAAUUCAAACCCAGUUCUUUGGGGAGUUUAAAAUUAUGGCUCAUCUGCAGUUGAUUCGAGAUGUUUUCUUUCUGUUUCGUGGUGAUUUUGGUUUGGACUUAAUGAUGGCUUUGGCGGAAGCUUCUUCUUCUAAUGAAGUUUCGGUGGCGGUAGAUGAGUCAUUAGAACGGUGUUUUGGAAAUGGUCCAGAAUCUUUUGUGGAUGUAGUGGGUGAGAGUACGUCUUUAUCUCUUAUUUACAAACCUGUCUUUCCUUAUAGUGUAGUUACUUCUUCCUUGGCUCCGUACUUAACUGAGGCUUUUGAGUACUUUUGGGCCUUACGCUUAGCUAUUGCCAAUAUCCAGAAGUUACAUCAACGGUAUCCUAGUCCACAAACCUUUGUAUUAGCCUUGAAAGUAUCGGAAAUUGAGUAUCUCUUCUUUGAACAAACUGUGCAGCCUUUGUGGAACUUUCAGUCUCUCUCACCAGAGACACUUUUUACUCCGGAGUCGCUGACCAAAUGGGUUGAACGAGUUGCCUACCACUUAAUUUCUACUUGUAAGGAAGCCUGUACUUUAUCUCUCUUGCAGCUGAUCAUUGCUCAAACCCAGCCGUCUGUGCAGCCGCCAGCUAAAGAUACUUUAAAUACCACCUUAUCUCUACUUCAAAAAAUCACUAUGGCCCAAUGA